Messenger RNA from Cherax quadricarinatus, 14169 nucleotides. Its product is annotated as cytochrome P450 2L1. Gene Ontology annotation, molecular function: heme binding; iron ion binding; oxidoreductase activity, acting on paired donors, with incorporation or reduction of molecular oxygen, reduced flavin or flavoprotein as one donor, and incorporation of one atom of oxygen. Gene Ontology annotation, cellular component: cytoplasm; intracellular membrane-bounded organelle. Gene Ontology annotation, biological process: xenobiotic metabolic process. The record is from RefSeq and is a predicted model, not a curated record. Lineage: Eukaryota; Metazoa; Arthropoda; Malacostraca; Decapoda; Parastacidae.
GGGUCGAUUCAUAGCUCCUGACCCCGCCCCUUCACUGGUCGCUACUAGGUCCACUCUCUCCCUGCUCCAUGAGCUUUAUCAAUCCUCUUCUUAAAGUGAGGAUAACCAUGCUGACGGAGGCUCUGUUGGGAGUGCUGCUGCUGGUGCUGCUGGUCACUUUCAUUAACAGGAAGCCUAAAGGUCUUCCUCCAGGAGAGUGGGGAUGGCCAGUGAUCGGUGCGUGGGUUCCUCCAGGCGUCACCAUGGACGCACACGCCUGGAAACUCAAACAGAAGUAUGGUGAUAUUUUCACGUGGAGGGUGGGAAGCCGCACUAUAGUCUUCUUAAAUAACAUCUCGCUGAUCAAGGAGGCAUUCUCGAACCCAGAGCUGCAGGAUCGCCCAGACUUCUAUACGUUCGACAGCUUCACUUCCUUCAAGAAGAUAGGCUUGGCUAACAGUAAUGGAGCAACAUCGCUCCGCAACCGACGGUUUGCUCUCCGGCAGCUGAAGGACUUGGGUAUGGGCAAGUCUAGCCUGAUGGAAGCUAUCCAGUACGAAGUACAGUGUCUGGUGGAGGACUUCAGGAAGCACACUGGGAGUGCCCAGCCCAUCCCGUGGUCCCUUAAUGUGGCUGUCCUCAAUGUUAUAUGGAAGAUUGUGUCAGAUAUCCGGUUUGACGUGAACGACCCAGAAGUUUAUAAUUUCAACAAGCUCAACACUGAAGCCUUCGAGCUUUCACAAGGUGGCAAUUUGGUAUUUGAUAUGUUUCCGUGGCUCCCAUACAUCUCUCCUGCCUUUCUUACCAGGAAACUUGGAGUAGAAGCAAUGCUCCGCACGUUUUCACUGAUCAGAGAUUAUGUUCUCACAUGUACUGGUUCAUGUCUCUGGCUGCAGGGUGUGGUGAAUAAUCAUGAAGCAUCCCUCAACCCCAGUGCCCCCAGGGACUACAUAGACAUGUACCUGGUCGAGAUGGCAGCACAGAAAGACAAUCCCGAGUCCACCAUGAGCAAGGAUGACCUGUGGGUGCAAGUGGCAGACCUGUUCACUGCAGGAGGCGAGACAACCAACCAGACACUGCGCUGGGCUAUCAUGUACAUGAUCAAAUACCCACAUAUUCAGACCAGGCUGCAGAAAGAGAUUGAUGACGUUGUGCCCAGGACGAACUUACCCUCACUACAGGACAAGCCAAAAUUGGCAUACCUGGAGGCAGUGAUCAGUGAGGUCAACAGAUCCGUGUCUGUGACGGCACUUGGACUUUCACACUUUGCAGCUAAUGACACUCAAAUUGCUGGAUUCAAAAUUCCAAAGGGCACAGUGAUCAUUGGUAACCAAGAGAUGUGCCACAAGGAUCCAGCCUAUUGGGAGAAGCCGAAUGAAUUCUAUCCAGAGCACUUCCUCGACAGUCAAGGCAAAUAUAACACAAAGAAGGAGAGUUACAUUCCCUUCUCCACAGGUAAGCGAGUAUGCCCAGGCGAGGCUUUAGCUCGCAUGGAACUCUAUCUUUUCCUGUCGGCAUUGCUGCAGAACUUCACCUUUUCAGCUCCUGAAGGAGAAGAAUGGGACCUGAAAAAAGAUCCCAAUGCUUUGCUGUUUAAUUUCCCUAAACCCUACAACAUCAUCAUCAAUGAGAGGAAAUGAUUCAAGAGACAUUAUCAUUAUUAAAUUUAUAACAGGUGUUCUUAUGAUCUUAGUCUCAUAAGAACACCUGUGGAAUAUGAGGUAACUCAUAAUUAUUUUUCAUUAGAAAGCAUUAAACCUGUAAGGAUCACCCCUGCAACCACAACUAGGUGAGUACAGUGCCUAGGGAAUAAUAGGUAAUCAGUUUUGAUCUAGCAAAGGGUGGAUAGCUCCAGUUCCUCUGAUCAAAAGACUUUCGACAGCAUCAAGACACCCUUUUUAAGGGCUAAAAAAGCAAUAAUAUUACAUGACAUGCAACACCAACAAUGAAUCCAAAGGAAUUACUAAAAUCCUUUGGAAUAUGUAUUCAAACUCCUAUCACAACCUCUCAAGGGUGGUUACUUGAUGCCAAAGAGGGGCUCUUGAUCUGAGGAAUACAACCUGCCCCCCCUUUCUUUGGAUUGAACCUGAAUGCCUCUCAUUUCCCUAGGAACUAUAUGGGUUUAGUGCUCCCUCAUGAAUGCAAUAAUAAUCCCUUAGAUCACAAGAAAGACUAUAAAUACCUUGCUUCAUAGUUGGUCAGUUCAUUAUGGUUCUCAUUGUUAUAAAUGCUACUUUUAAAGUGUUAUACUGCUUUAAGACAAAAAUUUCCCAAAUCUCAGCCCAUAAUAUUCAAUUCCCAUAUCACCCACAGUACCACACCACUAAAUUUUGCAAUUCCUCCUUGUAUUAACUAGUUCAUAAUUUUUAACAAAAUCAGGGUAAUUCAAAGAAAAUAUUGCAUAUUUAUUUAGAUACAUUCAAGAAAUGGAGUAACCAGCCUCUUGCUCUAAGCAUUUGAGUCUCUUAGAAUUGCAGCAUUAAUGCAGGAUUAAAUCUUGCUUUCCCUUUGGGUUAAGUUUUUACUAAAAAACAAGAAAUUUUUUUCAGUGUAUGUGAUUACACUAGCUGCUUCCCAAGAAAGUGUGGCCCUAAAAGAAUAAUGUAUUACAAUCACUUAGUUCCUAAACAAGAGCAUUCAUUCUUUUUGCAGCCCAGUAUAAAAUUAUAUUAAAAUACAUGGUAACAUCACAUAUAUACAUCCUAGACCCACUUUUGAUAGAAAAUAACCUCAUUUACACACCUGACUCUCACUAGUCUUAAAAAUAUCUUUUAAUAACCUACCAUGCCUAUUGUAUACCUUUGUAAUACCUGCUACAUUGUAACCCUGCCAUCUAAAAGUACAUGUAUUUUUCAAAAUUCACAUAAAGUAGGGCCCCUGACUUGCGAGGUUUUGUACUUUCAACACUGUCAUUUUGGAACCAAUUAACUACAUACUUACAAACAGGUUCAUUUUUCUGACAGAGGUGGUAGGUUACAAUCUUGGGCUAUCAGUAGUUUUAGAACAAUAAUAUGAAUUGUAUGAAUGGCGGUGAAAGUGUUGAAUAAUGAUGAAUUUUUUUUUUUUCUUUUUGGGUCACCCUGCCUCGGUGGAAAAUAGCCGACGUGUUAAAAAAAAUAUAUAUGAACUGAACUUCAUUGAAUUAAUACUGAGGAAGAGUGACAUAACUCAGUCCAUCUAUCAUCAUUCUAUCAUGCAGGAGGAGCCACGUGUCUUGGGAACAUCCAGUAAUGUCACUACUUCCUGGCUCUAGCUGGGUUACCAGUAUCUCUCCGAGGUUAAAUUGCCACCACAUGUAGACUAAACAAAACAUAAAUUUUGCCAGAUGGAUAAUUGUCACACCUUGCAUCAUUAUGUACUGGAAUGUGAAAAAAAAUAAUAAAUUCAGAAACAACGUGCUCAUAAAUGUUCAGAAAAUAUCAUUCUAACUCUCCCUCUGAUGUCCACUCCACCCUUCUUACUUUAUAAUCCUACACUAUCAUCUGCCCUGCUGCGCUGUAUGACCCUUAUAGGUUUAGUGGAUCUUUUUUAUUAUAAUAAAAAAAUGUCAAAGUAUUUUAUCCACAGUGGUAUAUUACCAUUCAUUCUGGAAAAAUACCCUGACUUUACCCACUGUAAUUAACACAUCACCACUUCAACUUUGUUUUUUUGUGUGUGUGCACGUGUGUGUGACCUAAUUCUUUCUUUCAACACACCGGCCAUAUCCCACCGAGGCACGGUGGCCCAAAAGGAAAAACGAAGGUUUCUCCUUAUACAUUUAGUAAUAUAUACAGGAGAAGGGGUUACUAGCCCCUUGCUCCCGGCAUUUUAGUCACCUCUUACAACACGCAUGGCUUACGGAGGAAGAAUUCUGUUCCACUUUCCCGUGGAGGUAAGAGGAAAUAAACAAGAACAAGAACUAGAAAGAAAAAGAAGAAAACCCAGAGGGGUGUGUGUAUAUAUAUGCUUGUACAUGUAUGUGUAGUGUGACCUAAGUGCAAGUAGAAGUAGCAAGACAUACCUGAAAUCUUGCAUGUUUGUGAGACAGACAAAAGACACCAGCAAUCCUACCAUCAUGUAAAACAAUUACAGGUUUUCGUUGUACACUCACUUGGCAGGAUGGUAGUACCUUCCUGGGCGGUUGCUGUUUACCAACCUACUACCUAGGUGACCUAAUUCAUGUCUGUAUAAAUAACUCAUUAUGAUUGUAACUAGAUAUAAACAUGUAAAUAGUUAAUUACCAUUUCUUACACUAGUUGUCUAUGUUCACCCAUCAGUAAAAUGGGUACCUAGGUGUUAGUUUACCUGGAGAGAGUUCCGGGGGUCAACGCCCCCGCGGCCCGGUCUGUGACCAGGCCUCCUGGUGGAUCAGAGCCUGAUCAACCAGGCUGUUACUGCUGGCUGCACGCAAACCAAAGUACGAGCCACAGCCUGGCUGGUCAGGAACCGACUUUAGGUGCUUGUCCAGUGCCAGCUUGAAGACUGCCAGGGGUCUGUUGGUAAUCCCCCUUAUGUAUGCUAGUGUGGGCCGUAUCCUGGGACAAAACUGACCUAAUUUCCCUGAAAUGCUCUGCAUAACAAACGGCUUUCUGUAUAGUAGUAGUAUGUCAUUGAUGUCAGCUAGGCCUCUGUACCUUGUGCAUGUACGUGUAGUAAAUAAUUAUAUUAUAUUAUUAUUGUAACUUGUUCAGCUUAUCAAAACUUUGACCCAGUCUCUGGACCCAUUAUUUGCCUCUGUAAUUGUAUGACUACCGCCUGCAGGAUGGGUGUGGGGUGCAUAAUAAAGAUAUUAAACUAAAAUAAAAAUAAAUUCUGACAUUAGGUAAACUAUAUUUGGUAGAGAGUUGUUUCUUGGUCUAUGUAUUGGUAGAUAAAAGACUGAUAGGUAGACUUCAGGAUGUGCAUAUUUAUAGAGGGGCCUCAGAUAUAUCAGAUCAUUUUUUAGUUGUGUUACAUUGAGAAUAAAAGGUAGAUGAGAUAUAAGGAGAAUGGAAUCAGCAUAUUGUUGUGUGUGAUUAAAAGAGUGAGAGAAAAUGGCAGGCGUUAGGGGGGUACAGGCUGCGAAAAUUAUAUUUAUCUUUCUCCUGCAAUUCUGUGAAGAAGGAAAUCAGUCAUUGGGGCUGGAAAAGGCGAAUGGGGUAAUAGCACCCUGGACAGUAAAAACCCAACAGUUGCCAUUCUACCAGAAACGUAUUUGUCACUAUUGCCGCAAGGUAUGGCAACACUACAUACCCAAACAAAAACAGUGGCCAGGAGCUGAGUCUCGACCCCUGCAACCACAAUUAGGUGAGUACAGCUCUUAUAGUAGCGCUGUUAAGUGGUGAUAUCCAACCUAAUUCAGGACCUCACACUAUUGUGCAGAGCCAAAACAGACAGAUAAGUGACAGUGAUAAUGACGGUCUGGUCUCCAUAUGUAAUUCAUACAUAGGCCAAUGUGAGACAUUACAGCCAUUCUUAUUAUAUCAAACACCACCAAACAGGUGCAUACACUGCACUAAAUACGAAAGAAGAACAGAAAAGACACCUCAUGUAAAAUGUGUAAGGGGUGGGUGCGUAACGGAUGUAUGUACAAUUUCAGUAAUGGUGCCAGAAUUCAUUUUGUGUGUAACAAAUGCACUUUGGUGCAGUUACCCUUUAGCAAUGAUGACUGUGGAAAAUUAAAUUUACCCGGAUGUAACUCAUAAGGUACAUACCAAUAAAUGGUAACAAAGAUAAUUAUUUUUUUAUCAAAGUUACAGAGACAAGUAGGAAUUUUAAGACAUCUUGGUCACAAAAACAUGUCCCCCUUCGAUACCUACCAUAAUUUUUCUCUCCACAAGUCACUCUUGACCUAUAUUAAUUUCAAAUGAAAUAUACAUUACCAGGAAUUAUGGUAAACAUUAAUCUAUAUAUGUGGACUGUAUGUUAAAAUUAAUAAAUAAUUACAUAUACAUAUUUAUGUAACAGAAGGAGAAUUUAUAAUCAUAAGACUCAUCCAUUUGUCUGGAGAUUACUGUGUAUAUUACCAACCCCCUUGCCUAAAUUUAUGAAGAAAUUACUGGCCAGAAUUCUAACACAAAUAUAGACAUGACUUAGCUGGGGUAAUAUCCUGUUUCCAUAUAAUUACGGAGUCCUGUCCAGUCGUCUGAUUUCUCACGUUAAGCAGGACUGCAAUUCCAACAAUUUCGGCUCCUAUUUGAGAGGUUUUAGCCUCAAUAUAACCCCUAGAGUGACAAAAAAUAUGCACAUUACACUAACAUGCUUGUAUCACAUACAAAAACAAUGGCAUCUCUCCCCUGCUUGUCAGCGCAGGCACAGAGCUUCCCUGUUGGUUCAUUCUUUAAAAUACACUUUAGAGCAAUAGUAAAGUAUUAAUCAGGUUUAUUUACACAACAUAAUUUUGGGAAAUUAUUUUCCACAAUGAUACUGAUUUACCUAAUUUUAAUAUAAAUGACCCAUUGCCAUAUAUUGAUGAUUAUAAUUGUUUUAUGAAAACAAGCCUCACUUUAUUCAUGUCAACGCAAGAUCACUUUUUCCAAAAUUGGCAGAGAUUAGGAUUUUAGCUAACAGAACUAGGGCGGCAGGAAUAUCCACCUCUGAAUCCUGGUUGGAUGAUACAGUGACUGACGACGAGGUCAAAAUAGGUUACAAUAUAAAACGCUUAGAUAGGAACAGAAAAGGUGGUGGGGUAUGUGCCUACAAGAAAUGACUUAGCUUACAACCCAAGACCUGAUUUAAAUAACAAUAAACUGGAGAUUCUAUGGUUUGAUGUGCUGCUUCCCAAGACCAAACCCAUCUUAGUAGGGACUAGUUACCGCCCUCCUACCCAUGACCAGUUCUUAGAACACUUUUCCAGUCUUGUCCGGACUUGAAAACAAUUGCGAGAUAGUAAUACUGGGAGACUUCAAUAUCUGUUUUCAUCAUUACCACAGGCCUUAGUGAUCAUUUCAUCAUUUACUGUACCGGGAAAAUCACUAGGGAUAGGAUAGGCCUACACAGGACAAUCAAAAUGAGAUCAACUAGAAACUACAGUAAAGCAACACUGGUAAAUAGGCUAUGCAAUUGUGAAUGGAUAGUGAUAAGUUGCACAGACGUAAAUGAUGCCCGGGAAGAAUUCAAAACAGUGUUCACUACCAUCCUUGAUAAUAUUGCACCAGUUAAAGAGGUUAGGAUUAAACGUAGAACUGAACCCUGGAUGACUACUGAGAUAUUAGAUUAUAUGAAAUUCAGAGAUCAGUUGCUAAAAAUAUUUAAAACAAACAGACAGGAUAUUGCAGCACUAAAUGAAUUCCAAAGGGUGAGGAACAGAGUUCAGAGACUUAUAAAAGGAGCAAAGGCAAAGCACUAUUGCUCAAAAAUUGAAGAGUAUAAGCAUAACCCCAGAAAGCUCUGGCAGCAACUAAAACAGUUGGGGUAUAGCCAUAAACCAGUAGAUAGCUCUAACAUAGUACUCACUAUUGAUAACGAGGUAUGCCACGAAACAACUAAGGUGGCAAAUUGUUUUAAUUUCUACUACACAUCUGUUGCACCAACACUAGUAAGUAAACUACCAGCUGCAUCAAAUACCUUUAACACAGACUCAGAUAAGUUUCAAACAUACUAUAUCAAUAAAGAGGUAACCCCAAACAGUUGUCAUCUAGUAAGUGUAUCUCAUGACUAUUCAAAAAGAACUAAGCAGGUUAAACCCCACUAACAGCACCGGCCCUGUUAACAUCCCAUCUAAGUUCCUGAAAGAUGGUGCUUCUGAACUGUCAAUCCCUAUUGCUCACGUAAUAAAUUUGUCCAUCACCACUAAUACCGUACCGGAGGGGUUCAAGGUGGCCAGAGUUACUCCUCUCUUCAUGAAAAAUAGUAGGUCUGAUGUAAGUAACUAUAGGCCUGUUAGUAUACUCAGUGUAAUAUCCAAAAUUCUAGAGAGGGUGGUGUACUCUCAAGUAGUUAAGUACCUUAAUGACAACAACAUACUCCAUAGCUAUCAAUCGGGCUUUAGAAGAUCUUACUCAACUGACACCUCCCUCAUUAAUUUGAUGGAUUACAUGAGAACUUAAAUGUCAUUGGGGAACUUCAUAGGUAUGGUAACCUUAGACCUGCAAAAGGCCUUUGAUACUGUCAACCACAAUAUAUUAUAUAAGAAACUUCAAGCUAUCGGUAUAGGUUCUGUAGACUGGUUUAAGUCCUACCUUAGCAACAGGAGACAAAUUGUCAAAAUCAACAAAACGGAAUCAGAACCCCUGCCGAUAGCAUGUGGAGUUCCCCAAUGUAGUAUUCCGGGUCCCUUAUUAUUCCUAUGCUAUGUUAAUGACAUGCCUAUCAGUGUCAAGUGCAAACUCCUACUGUAUGCAAAUGACAGUGCUCUGUUAGUGUCAGGUAAAGACCCACAAGAUAUAGCUAAUGUAUUAACACUGGAACUGGAGUCCUGCAGCAAAUGGUUAGACAACAAACUAUCAUUACACCUCGGGAAAAUUGAAGCCAUUCUCUCUGGCACGAAACAAACUGAGAACGGUAAAUAAUUUUAAUGUCCAGUGUAAUGGGGAGCCCAUCACCUCAGUUUCCUCAGUAAAAUGUCUGGGAAUCCCCUUUGACCCAUGCAUGUCAGGAGAAUUGAUAGGGAACAGUGUAGUAAAGAAAGUGAAUGCCAGAUUGAAUUUCCCCUAUAGACAAGCACAGUGACUACCAACUAAGACUCGCAGGACCCUAUGUCUAACCCUUAUACAAUGUCAUAUGGAUUACGCUUGCUCUUCAUGGUACUCUGCCUUGACAAAAAAAAAAACUGAAAGAUAGACCACAAUCACCCAGAACAAAAUGGUAAGAUUCAUCCUGGACCUGGAUCUGAGAGAGCAUGUAAGCCAGGAUGAAUUUCAGCAGUUGGAUAUACUGAAUGUUGAAGACAGAGUAAAACAACUAAAAUUGCUCACAAACAGUGUCCAGAAUAUCUUGCUGCCAGUUUUGUGAAGGCUGGGAACCAAAGCAAUCAUAUUACUAGGGGGAGAGAGCACAACUUUGUAGUACCCACAGUUAGGGGCCAGGCUUCGAACACCUUUUAUUGUACAUUAUUAUUAUUAUUAUAAUCAAAGGGGAAGUGCUAAACCCGGAGGAUUAUACAGCGCCUGGGGGGGAUGUGGAAGGCAUUCAGGCUUAAUUUGGGGAACUGGAGCACAGAUCCAAUUCUCUAAAUCAAGAGCCCCUCACAAACAUCAAGGAACCUUCCUUGGGUUUUAUUGUACAGCAAUAAAGGAAUGGAACAGACUGCCUGCACAUGUCAAAGCCAGUCAUAGCAUGAACCAGUUCAAGAAGAGAGCCAAAAGGUGCCUGAUGAAUGUAGCUACAGAAAGGGAGGGGAAUGAUUUUUUAUUUGUAGGUAGUCUUAAUGACCCCUUGUGUAGUAGUCAGUCAUAACAGUACGAUAAUAAGAUGUUAUCUCUUUUAUAGAAUAGUAAUAAGAUAGUAUCACCUGUAUAUUAUAAUAAUAAGGUAAAAGGACCCAAAUGGAAAUAAGUCACUGUCUGACUUUUUGGGGCUAUCCUAGGUUCUCUACACAUAUGCUGCUAUGUAUGACAAUCUAUGUAACUGUAUUUGUGUAUAUCUGAAUAAACUUACUUCGCAAGUAAGAGAGAGGUGAAGGCUUAUAAACUAGAGAAGGAGGCAGUUAGGGUAAGAUAUAAACAAUUAUUGGAAGAAAGAUGGGCUAAUGAGACUAUAAGCAGUGAAAAUGAAGAGGUAUGGGGUAGAUUUAAGAAUAUAGCAUUAGUGUUCAGUGUAAGUUUGUGGUUACAGGAAAGUGGGUGUGUGAGGGAAGAAGAGUGAUUGGUGGAAUGAUGAGUUAAAGGGUGUAGUAAGAGAGAAAAAGUUAGUAUAUAAUACAAGGAGGGAGGUAUAUAUGGAGAGAAAAAGGGGGUAAGAGAGUGGUGAAGGAAUGUAAAAGGAGAGCUAAGAAUAAGAAAAAAGUUUUGGAGUAAGAUUAAUAAGUUGAGAAAGCCUAGGGAAUGAAUGGAUUUGACUGUUAAAAAUAGGAAAGAAGAGUUAUUAGAUAGAGAGUUAGGGGCAUCAGGAAGAUAGAGGAAAUAGUAUUUUGAAGAACUGUUGUAUGUUGAUGGAAAUAGGGAAUCUGUGAUUUUGUGCAUUGGGCAGUGAGGUAUAACAUCUUGUAGGAGUGAGGAAGAGCCAGUUGUGAGUGUGGAGGAAGUGCAUGAAGCAGUGGGUAGAAUGAAAGGGAGUAGAGCAGCUGUGAUUGAUGGGAUAAAGACAAAAAUGUUGAUAACAGGUGGGGAUAUAGUUUUGAAAUGGUUGGUGCUUUUAUUUAAUAAAUGUAUGGAAGAGGUGAAGGUACCUAGGGACUGGCAGAGAGCAUGCAUACAAUGCUAUUACAACCCAGGAUUCCAAAUGGCCUGUUACCCCGGGUGUAAUGGGAGCAAAUAAACACAGAAAAAGUUUAGACUUAUAUUAUCCUUCACCAAUUUAUAACAGCAAUAUGUACACUAUGUACAGUGAUAAGUAUAGUGCACUCCACGGUAAGCAAAGCAGAAAUAGAAGCCACAAGAUAGCAGACCGUGCUUCAACCAGCUCUAGAAUGGGAAUGACAAGGGCAGACAGGAGAGCGGUACCCACAUAACCUCUGCGAUUGCCAAAACCAUCUUCUUAUUGGCUAGAACCUGGUCACUAGUUGAACGACGGGGCCCCAUCAUCAACUCUUAGCAACCUGGUUCGCUGGUUGGGGGAGAUAGCCUGUAAAUGAGGGUGUGUACGUGCGCCGAAUAAAGGUUACGUACUCUUUGCAUGCCACAAAUGCAAUACAAUUUUAAUUUCUUUGCAAAGGCUACAAUUUGUUAUUUACAUUUUACAAAAUGUUAAGUACAAAGCCACUGACAUGCCUGAGCAUUUAGGCAAACAAAUACUAAUGCUUAUGGACUACUUAAAAUGUGACAUUAACCCUUAAACUGUCCAAAUGUAGAUCUACGUUUGCACGCGUGGCGCUCCGAACGUAGAUCAAUGUCUUAUUUUUCAUUCCUUCAAAUUUGGCACAAUAGGCUUGAGUCGCCUAGACAUGACAGAAUGGGUCUGUACACUUAGUGUGUGCAGUAUUUAAAAAAUCUGGGAGCACUUAGUACCUUGUGGGAGCACCAGUUCAACUGAGCACCAGCUAGAGCAAAUAGCGUGGAAAACACCAGGGAUUCAUUGAUGCCAUGUCGCAUUAACACUCCCAUUUUAAGAGGAAAGUAAAAAUAGGUUAGAUAAAUACAUGAGUAAGUAUGGGUGGGUGUGAGUUGGACCUGACUUGCUUGUGCUACUAGGUCUAAUGUCAUGCUCCUUCCUUCAAUGGAUGUGCCCUGACUAGGUGGGUCAUUGGUCUAAGCUGGGGAGGGGUGACAUGGACCUGCCUUGCAUGGGUCAGUAGGCCUGUUGCAGUGUCCCUUCUUUCUAAUGUUCUUAUGUAUUCGGCAGGCUGGCUGGCUUGCUUUGGCUGUCACUGGCUGUCUCUCUGUCUAUAUAUCUAUCUCCAUCUUUGUCUAUCUAUAUCUCUGUCUAUCUAUAUAUCUGUCUAUGUCUAUCUAUAUCUCUGUCUCACAUGUACACAUAAGUACAGUUAUUAUACAUAGUGCAAAUUACCUAGGAUAACCCAAAAAUUCCAGGCAAAGAUAGAUAGACAGUUAGAUAGAUAAACAGAUGGACAAACAUGUUUGUGUGUAUCAGUGAAAACAAAUAAAGCCAGGGUUCCCCCAAGCACCCAUUUAUUAUUAAAUGUCACUGAGAUGAUGACAGUUGUCAUAACACCAUUCUUCAAGGAGUGUGAUAUAUGUAUACUCCAGGCAGACAGAUAAGCAGAGAGACAGACAGACAGAGAGACAAUACAUGUUUGUGUGUAACAGUGAUAACAAAUACAGCGAGGGUUAGCUGGAGCAGUGGGCAUUUAUCAAAUAUCACUGGGCUGUCAACAGUAUAGGGAUGCUUUUCAUAACACCAUGCUUUAAGGUAUAUGCCAGGGUAUCUAAAACAUUGCUGGGACCUAUAAAUACUUUGUAUAUAUUUCUAGACAAUAGUAAAUAACCCAGGCAGGUGUAAAUGUUCACCUGUCAGAGUGUUUUUGACUAUUUGAGUACUAUUUCAGUUCCUAAUAUUAGUGUCAGAACAAAGAUUGGCUAUGAAAUCACAAGAACUAUUAUAAAUUGUAAUUAACAGAACAUAAAAAAUAUAUAAAUUAAAAUGAAAACGAGAAAAAAGGUAUAUCGGCAACACUUCUGCAAGUGGCAGGUGUCGAUGUUGCCAUCAGAUGAGCAUCCAGAGCCAACUCCACGGUCUUAUAUCUCGGUAAGUACCGACCCCAAAAAAAAAUUUUAAUCCUGUAACAUGUAAAAAAUGUGCCCUUCAUUUAAAAAAAAAAAUAUUUUUAUAUUUUUUCAAAAUAUUCGGAGCGCCACGCGAGUGAACGUAGAUCUACAUUUCGACAGUUUAAGGGCUAAUGACCUCCCAAACGCAUCUGAACUCCUUAAGCCCAUUUUAUUUGCAGAUGACACUACUUAUGUCUUCUUUCACCCAAACCCAACCAUACUAACAGACACAGCAAAUGCCAAACUACUAAAAAUAUCUACUUGGAUGACCACCAAUAAACUUACUCUCAAUAUAGACAAAACCUAUUUUAUGCUGUUUGGAAACAGAGCUACAAAUGUACAACUAAACAUACUGAUAAAUGGUUCACCCAUUUCUAGACACACACACACGGCAAAUUUCUAGGUCUCUACCUAGACUGCAAUCUCAAAUUCCAAACUCACAUACAGCAAAUAUUCAAGAAAGUCUUCAAAACAGUAGGCAUCCUCUCAAAGAUAUGGUACUAUGUACCCCGAUCAGCUCUUCUUGCACUAUACCACUCACUCGUCUGCCCUUACCUCACCUAUGGUAUUUGUGAAUGGGGCUCAACCACAGCAAAUCACCUUAAAACCUUUAAUAACCCAACAAAACACUACAGUGUGAUCGAUUACAAACUCCUGUAAUAGAUAGCAUACUCCUCUGCUUUUCACGAGUCUUAACUUACUCAUUAUAUAAAACAUCCACACUUAUUAUUGUGCCUACUACAUGUAUAGAACACUGUAAUCAAAUAUAAACCUCAAACUCCUACUUGCUAACUACAACAGAACACACAACCAUAAUACAAGACAAAUCACUCUUUGAUAUCCCUCGUGUCCAUCUCUCCCUGUAUAAAAAUGCUAUGCACGUAAAAGGCCCGAAGAUCUGGAAUUCAUUACCAGAACACACUAAAUUUAGGACCCCUUCCUGCAAAUCAGUUUAAAGCCCUACUUAGAAAUUUCCUCAUCACCCAAAAUUAACCAGGAAAGUUGUACUUAAUGCCUACCAUUUGUUCAAAAGCAACACAAAAAGUACCAAUGAUGUCUCAAUUUCAAUACUGAAUAUCGUGCUGAAGAUUGUUCAUCCAUGUACUCAUUACUUCAAAAAUUGGAUGUUCAGAUUUCAUUGUUUUAAAUACUAAAUUGUAAUACAGUGGUACCCCGAGUUUCAUACAGCUCCCAACUCAAACAAUUAUGUAAGUGUAUUAUUGUAAGUGCUUUUGUAAGUGUAUUUUUGGGGGUCUGAUAUGGACUAGUCUAACUCAUAUUAUUCCUUAUGGGAACAAAUUCAUUUGGUAACAGCACUCGAACAGCCUUCUAGAACAAAUUAUGGCCGAAACUCGGGGUACCACUGUACUUCAUAUAGUAAGUUGUUUAAAGUGUUCUAUUGUAAAAUUGUAAUGUUCAAAUUUCAUCGUUUUAAAUACUCACUUGUACUUCAUAUUGUAAAUUGUUCUAUUGCAAUACGUACGUACUGUAAUUUUUAUAAAAUAAUUCAAAACUGUAAUUAUUCACUACUAAACUUCUCUACUAGACCUAUUAAAGCCAUAUAGCAUUACCUAUUAAUGCUCAAGUCUCUGUACUCACUAAGUUCUAUUGCAAUACGUACGUACUGUAAUUUUUAUAAAAUAAUUCAAAACUGUAAUUAUUCACUACUAAACUUCUCUACUAGACCUAUUAAAGCCAUAUAGCAUUACCUAUUAAUGCUCAAGUCUCUGUACUCACUGUAAGUCACCUAAUGACCAUUUAAUCUGUUAUAGCUUAAUUAAUCUUAAGUUAAUUUUAAGUUUGCCCGAAAUGCUCUGCAUACAAGGGGGCUUUUGGCAUGUAUGCUCAACCAUUAUAUUUCUUUGUACAACUAUGUAUCAUGUCAAAAUAAAAUACAGUAGAACCUCGG